Hansenula ciferrii is the source of this 1509-nucleotide messenger RNA. RefSeq names its product 3-oxoacid CoA-transferase. Gene Ontology annotation, biological process: ketone body catabolic process. The coding region runs from base 1 to 1509 and encodes 502 amino acids. The record is from RefSeq and is a predicted model, not a curated record. Gene Ontology annotation, molecular function: succinyl-CoA:3-oxo-acid CoA-transferase activity. The transcript has a single exon. Lineage: Eukaryota; Fungi; Ascomycota; Saccharomycetes; Phaffomycetales; Wickerhamomycetaceae.
AUGAUGUUCAAAUUUGCUGCUAGAACUACAGUAAGGAUUGGUAUCCGUUUUUCAUCAACAUAUCCAAGUUCAUCAAAAAUUGUCAAAUCUGCAGAUGAAGCAAUAAAUGGUAUUAAAUCUGGUGAUAUGAUCUUAUCAGGUGGAUUUGGUUUAUCAGGUGUAUCAGAAACUUUAAUUGAUGCUCUAUCAAAAAGACCAGAUAUUAAAAAUUUAACUGCAGUUUCAAAUAAUGCAGGUUUAGAAGGUAAAGGUUUAUCAAAAUUAUUAGAAUCUGGUCAAGUUACCAAGAUGAUUGCAAGUUAUAUUGGUAUGAAUAAAAAAUUUGAACAACUUUAUCUUAAUGGAUCUAUUGAUUUGGAAUUAACUCCCCAGGGUACUAUAAUUGAAAAAGUUAGAUCUGGUGCUGCUGGAAUUCCUGCAUUUUAUACACCAACAGGUGUUGGAACAUGGGUUCAAGAAGGCAAAUUACCCGUGAGAUAUGAUUCAAACGGUAAAGUUUUGAAAACUUCAAAACCAAAAGAAUCAAGAAGGUUUAAUGGUAGAGAUUUUUUACUUGAAGAAUCUAUUUAUGGUGAUGUUGCAUUUGUUAAAGCUUUUAAAGUUGAUACUUUAGGGAAUUGUUGGUUUAGAGGAUCUUCAAGAAAUUUUAAUCAAGCAUUUGGUAAAAAUGCAAAAUUAACAAUUGUAGAAGCUGAAAAUAUUGUGGAACCAGGUGAAAUUGAACCUGAAAAUGUUCAUUUACAAUCAAUUUUCGUUGAUAAGAUUGUUCAAUCCAUAAAACCAAAACAAUUUGAAGUUAUUAAAUUUGCUGAAGAUCAAAAAUCUCCUGAAGAGCUAUUAGAAUCUGGUAAUGAAAAGGAAAUUAAAAGAUAUAAAAUUGCUAAACGUGCUUCACAAGAAUUUGAAGGUCAUAAUUCUGCUAAUUUAGGUGUUGGUCUUCCUAAUCUUUCAGCUGCUUUCUUACCUGAAGGUUCAAAUGUUUUAUUAGAGUCAGAAAAUGGUAUUUUGGGAAUGGGUCAACAUCCUAAAAAAGGUAAAGAAGAUGCUGAUUAUGUGAAUUCAGGUAAAGAAACUGUUACUUUAGUUAAAGGUGCUUCUUUAUUUGGAAGUGAAGAUAGUUUUGGUAUGAUUAGAGGUGGUAAUAUUGGAUUAACAAUGCUUGGUGCAUUUCAAGUAUCUGCAAAUGGUGAUUUAGCAAAUUGGGGUAUACCAGGUAAAAUUAAAGGAAUGGGAGGUGCAAUGGAUUUAGUUUCAAAUCCAAAAGCUACAAAAGUUGUUGUUGUUACAGAACAUACUAAUAAAAAAGGAGUUUCAAAAAUUGUGGAAAAUUGUGAAUUCCCAUUGACUGGAGAAAAAGUUAUAAAUACUAUAAUUACAGAACUUGCGGUUUUCAUAAUAAAAGAUGGGAAAUUGGUUUUAACUGAAAUUUCUACAGAAUCAUCAUUAGAAGAAGUUCAAAAGAAAACAAAUGCUAAAUUUAUAGUUUCAGAUGAUUUGAAAGAAUUCUAA